Candidula unifasciata is the source of this 948-nucleotide messenger RNA. Lineage: Eukaryota; Metazoa; Mollusca; Gastropoda; Stylommatophora; Geomitridae. The record is from the annotation of a GenBank genome assembly.
AUGGAGAGACUACAAGCAGAGGAUAAUUUCAAGUAUUUACGUCCAUUAGAGCUGUUCCAACAGAAAAAUCUGGUCAAUAUUUGUGCCCCAAUGGUCCGCUACUCAAAACAUGCUUUCAGGUUGCUUGUGCGAAAGUAUGACUGCCAUCUGGCUUUCACACCCAUGAUAGUGUCUAACUGUUUUGUUCGAAGCAUCAAAGCACGAGAUGCAGACUUUACAACCAGCUAUGAUGACCGCCCCCUAAUUGUUCAGUUUGCUGCCAACAACGGUUAUGAUUUUGCUAAUGCUGCUGAAAUCGUUGCUCCAUUUUCUGAUGGGGUGGACCUAAAUUGUGGGUGCCCUCAAAGAUGGGCAAUGUCAGAGGGCUAUGGGGCAUGUCUGUUAAAGAAGCCAGAUCUGCUGUGUGAUAUGGUCAAGCAAGCCAGGACCAGGGUGGGCAAUGAAGAUUUCACAGUGUCUGUCAAGAUACGAAUUCAUAAAGAUAUCAGGGAAACAGUUGACUUGUGCCAGAAAGUGGAAAAGAUGGGGGUGUCUUUCCUGACAGUUCACGGUCGAACCAAGGAUCAGCGGUGUGAGCCUGUGGAUAUGGAGGCUGUGAGAACUGUGAAAGACUCUGUUUCCAUACCUGUGGUUGCUAAUGGUGAUAUCCAGUCAACAAAAGAUGCUAACGAAGUUCUAGAUAAGACUGGAGUCAAUGGGGUGAUGGCUGCUCGAGGUAUUCUGGCAAACCCUGCAAUGUAUGCAGGCUAUGAUGAAACUCCAGUGGACUGCAUCAAGGACUGGCUGGACAUAGCCUUGUCUACAGGUACUCCAUUUUCAUGUUUCCACCACCACCUCAUCUUUAUGCUUGAACAUGUGCUGACGAAAUCGGAGAGAAGUGUUUUCAACUCUCUAAUGAGCACAUCAGCCGUUCUGGACUUCUUACGAUAUAAUUAUGAUAUAAGUUGA